UGCUUGUUUCACAGUUACAUUUCACUCGGAUUAAAUAUGAAAUUGUUGGGAGUUGUCUGUCUUUUUGCCUUGGUGCUUCUUGCAUCCGCCGAAGAUGAAAAGAAACCAGUGGCCGAAGCUAAGGUAGAUGACACCAGUGCCGCCGAGAGUGCGACCCAGGAGGACAAAAAGCAGGACAAGCGUGGCCUGCACGACUGGACCGGCAGCUAUGGCGGUGGCUUCGAGGAAAAGCACGACGUUCCCCACUUUGAAACGCACGAGGAGAAGACACUGACGGUGGUCAAGAAGGUCCCGGUGCCAUACCCGGUUGAGAAGCACAUCCCCUACCCGGUGGAGAAGCACGUCCCGGUUCCGGUCAAGGUUGGCGUGCCCAAGCCAUACCCGGUCUACAAGACUGUGCACUACCCAGUGAAGGAGAUCGUCAAGGUGCCGUACCAUGUCCCAGCUCCUUACCCAGUUGAGAAGAAGGUCCCGUACCCAGUCCAUGUGCCAGUCGAUAACCCAGUCCCGGUCAAGGUUUACGUGCCAGCCCCGUACCCAGUGGAGAAGAAGGUCCCGGUGCCCGUCAAGGUCCAUGUCCCAGCUCCUUACCCGGUUGAGAAGAUCGUGAAGGUCCCGGUCAAGGUCCCAGUUCAUGUUGACAAGCCAUACCCGGUUGAGAAGAUCGUCCACUACCCAGUCCAUGUCCCGGUUGACCGCCCAGUCCCCGUCCACGUUGACAAGCCCGUCCCAGUGCCAGUGGAGAAGCACGUCCCAUACCCAGUCUACAAGAACGUCCCAUACCCCGUCCAUGUCCCAUAUGACCGUCCCGUCCCCGUCCAUGUCGACAAACCCGUCCCAGUUGAGGUCAAGGUCCAUGUCCCAGCCCCGUACCCGGUCGAGAAGGUCAUCCCCUACCCAGUGGAGAAGAAGGUCCCAUACCCCGUGAAGGUCCCAGUCGCGCGCCCCGUCCCGGUUGAGAUCGAGAAGCACAUCCCGGUCGAGGUCGAGAAGCACGUCCCAGUCCCCGUUAAGGUGUCCAUCCCGGUUGUGCACCACGACGAACACCACCACGUCGAGGAACAUCACGAUUUCCAUGAGCAUCACUAAGUCAAGAAGAGCCCCCAUCAUUUCAUUAUUUAUAUCGCAGAACAUGUGAUUUUAGUUUCUAAACGACUAACACCUCAACUACUAACAAAAUGCGAGAAACCCUACCAAGCUAAGCUGAGAACCGGUAAAAUAACUGAUCACAAAAAAAUAACUGUAUCCUAGCCCAAGCAAGCGAUCCGCGCGCGCCGCCAAACCCAACGAUCCGACAACCCGAGUGCCGACCGCCUAACCGGGUCCACGAAGUGAGCUCUCGGCGAUCGACCCGCGACAUUCCAGCAGCCUGCCAACUGCGGAGAGAUUGGGGAAUGUCCGCACCAGGUCCACCACCACGAUCUGCCUUCGUGGUCCCGCGGCACUCCGGUUCGCCCCCAACAUCCACCGUCGCGCCGGAUUCGCCCAGAGAGCCAAAUAGCUAUGGAAAUUUUAGUUUUUCGAACCGAGCCGCCACCAUGCAAACAUCGCCAAAGAGUCCGCCGGGAAGCGCUGGUCGGGUGUUGAUCCCUUCGUUGAUCAGCAGAGUGCCUUCCCCGGGUGGAGGGAUGUCUGCCCCCGUGGUUCACCCCUUGCGCGGGGGCAACUCCCCAAACGGCGGCCAUCCCGAUCAGCAGCCCCUCCAGUGAGGGACUCGAGGCUCGGUUCCG
Messenger RNA from Culex quinquefasciatus (southern house mosquito), 1730 nucleotides. It is a transcript of the gene Vajk1, whose product is annotated as proline-rich protein 4. The transcript has 2 exons. The coding region runs from base 37 to 1089 and encodes 350 amino acids. The record is from RefSeq and is a predicted model, not a curated record. Lineage: Eukaryota; Metazoa; Arthropoda; Insecta; Diptera; Culicidae.